Messenger RNA from Asterias rubens (European starfish), 12630 nucleotides. RefSeq names its product protein PRRC2C-like. Gene Ontology annotation, biological process: cell differentiation. NCBI's taxonomy places the organism in Eukaryota, Metazoa, Echinodermata, Asteroidea, Forcipulatida, Asteriidae. Bases 207 to 9491 code for a protein of 3094 amino acids. The transcript has 22 exons. The record is from RefSeq and is a predicted model, not a curated record.
GCCAUAUUGGAUUUGCGAACGCAGAAAUUGUUGUUCGCAGAUAGCUACAAAGCAAGGAUUGAUCUUCGAAAAUCGUAGCCAUCCUUGUGAAAAAACAUUAAUUGGCGAUUCUUACUAUCGCUUUAGUUAUUCCCAACUGAACAGGCAAGGGGGCAACUUGCUUGUUCCGUGGGUAGCCAUUACAGCCCGAUGACACACGCACCAGAAUGUCUGAAAGGUCGGCAGCAACAAGUAAAGGGAAGGAUGGCAAGCAAAAAUACUCAUCUCUCAAUCUCUAUGAUACAUACAAAGGAAAGAGUGUAGAACCCCAAAAGGCAACAACAAGCCAUGGACGUGGAUUGCAAAGUCUCGGUAAAGUUGGUACAGCACGUCGCAUGCCCCCUCCUGCAAACCUUCCAAGUUUAAGAAGUGAAAACAAAGGAAACGACCCCAACGUUAACCUCGUACCCCAAGGUGGAUCAGGAUGGAUCGGAGGCAAAGAGAAACCAGAAAGUUCUGCAGGAGAUCAGAAAACACCCAAUACCAAUACCCCAUCAGGACCAAGCACAUCAUCAACAGCAGCAGCACCAGCGGCAGCAGCAGCCCCAGCACCGCCUGUAGUGGCACCAGUCCAGUCCAAUGUAGAGAAACAAACGGGUUCAGCUUCAUGGAAAGCCGGUGCUCCGAGUGUAUCCGAAGGCAAAAGUGUUCAAGGUGGACAAGGCGGCGGUCACGAUGGGUUCCAGAUGGAGUUCCCUACACUGAGAGCGGGUGCAACCCCUGCGGAACCACAACGCAAGGAAGCGCCCAAGGAGGUUCAAUAUGGCCCGGGACCAAGCCUACGUCCACAGAAUGUUGCAAGCUGGCGAGAAGGAGGCAGCACCCUGAACAAAGCAACUGGCAGUGGGACGGGGGCGGGGGCGACAGGUCCCGGCGGGGAGGGAGAGGGUGGCCAGUCCAAGGACAAAGGCCCAAUGAACCCUCCGAUGGGGACUGGCCACCUACCACCUAAUAUGAACGGAGGGCAGGGAGGCCCCCUACCGCCAGGAGCUAUGCCCCCACAGUUUAGGGGUAUGAUGCCUCCAUUUAUGUUUGGUAGGGGCGGAUUCCCACCGGGUGGACCCCAAGGCCCAGGCGGGCCACACCCUGGACCUGGAGGACCACGAGGACCCUAUCCCAUGGGCUUCCCUGGAAUGCAAGGACCCAGACAGGGAUUUCCCCCACAGCAAGAUCAAAGACAAAUGAAACCAGGCGGUCCCGGCAGAGGGCCCCGAGGCGGAAAUCAAGAUCAGCGAACGUUGGGACGCUUUGAGAAGACGACGAUCGUCAGCGAAGAGACCCUUCAGCAGCUGGACUCUCUGGACGUAUCGGUCAAGAAGGCCGACGGUUGGGCCGGAGCACACGGUGAAGUGGACUACUCCGCUAAGCUGGUAUUCAGUGAUGAGGAAGAAGGUGGGAAGGGUCGAAGAAGAGGCGGCAAUGAUCCUCAUCUACAGCGAGAGCACGGAGGUCACGGGCCACCAAGAGAUGACAACGUCGAUGAGAGAAGAUUGAUGGAUUCAGAAAGGGAAGACAACAGACAGCGCGAAAGACCGAUGUGGUCUGGUGCCCCGCCUCAAAGCCAGAUGCCGCAGCAGCCCCCAAUGAACCGAAUGGGACCAGGUGGACAGAUACGUCCUAAUGUAGAAGCACAGGGUUGGAAUCGUGGAGGUCAUCCGCCAUUUGAUCAGAGGGGGCCGCCUCCUCCACAGGGUCACUAUGCAAGGAUGCAUCCACACUACCAGCAACAAGGUCAUGGUCCUGGUCAUGGUCCUGGUCCUGGUCAUGGGCAACCACCAAGUGGUCCACCACCACCCAGCGGCCCCCCGCCGAGCGGGCAACCACCCAGCGGUCAACCACCAAGCGGUCCCCCGCCUAGCGGUCCACCACCAAGCGGUCCACCACCCACUGGUCAACCACCCACUGGCCCACCACAACAAGGUGGCCCACCUCAACAAGGUGGCCCACCACAACAAAGUGGUCCACCACCACCAGCUGGUCAACCUCCCAGCGGCCAACCUCCAACUGGUCAGAAUCAGGGACCUAAGCCUCCUAUCGAUGAAGAUGAAGAUCGAUGGCGCCAGCGUCGUCAAAUGCAAUCCAACGAGAUGAACAAGAACAUCGAGCGUGCUCGACAACGUCGCCUCGUCAAGGAAAAAGAGGAGCAGAACUCUGACCAAGAACGGAAAGCUGCCGCCCAGGAGAAGUUACGCAAGCUUGAAGAGCGCAUCGGCAAGAGGGAGCCAGAGAACGAGGGCGGUGCAGGAACUGGUGAGGAGCGAGGAGGUGAUCUCGGACUACCCCGUGACGGUGGGAAGAGGCAACGGACGGAGAGUGGAAGCAGUGAUGGGUCUGGGCCGAGACAGGGAAGAGAAGGUAGAGGUAAUUACCAGCGUCAACCUGCAAGGAACUUGCCACCAAGAUUCCAGAAGCAACAGCAACAUCAACAGCAGCAGCAAUUUCCUAUGCAGCAGCCACCGCCACAGCAGAAACAAUACACACAGCAGCAGCAGCAGCAGCAGCAACAACAGCAGCAACAACCACAACAGCAGCAACAACAGCAACCUCCACACCAUGAACAACCACUCAGACGCUUUCCCUCAUAUCCACCUCAGAAUGACAAAGAUCAUGUGCCCGGUGCCCCGCCUGCUCACCCGCCAGCUGCGCAUCCAGCCCCGAGAGAGUUUGAGCAAACCCAAGAAACUGACCAGCAAGAUGUGAGAAGCGCCCAACCAAAAGAGAUUAAGAGGCAGGACCCUCACAGUAGGAGAAGUCCCGAUGACAGGGAAGGGGCACAUCCAGAGAGUAGAGAGGGGCAUGUCCAAGACACUAUAGACGUGAGAGGAGGGGAAGUUAAGGAAGCUAGAGUUGGUGGAGAGACUAGGAAGACAGCGUGGGCUCCCAGUUCAGAUGCUACGGAAGGACCUAGUCAAGAACCAAAGACUGGAGCCCCACCACCAGGUGCAUAUCCUCAACCUGUGAGACGUGGUGAUGGAAGGCCGGACAACCAAGACAGUCGUGAAACUCAAGAUUCCAAACCGACACCGUCAGUCCCUGAAAAGCCUCAUCCGGUCCCUCUGAUGAAAACCAAACCCCAACCACACUUUGAUAACGACCGUGGAAGGUACCAAGAUGCUGACAAAGGAAGAAAGUAUGAUUCUAGAUCUGGUGGCAGCGGGCGGGAUCGCCAGUCCCAGCAUUCCAGAUCAAGACAGGAGUCUGACAUGGACAUGUACAAUGACAGAGAGAAAGCCUCAACAAAGGGGGAUGCCCCUAAACAGUUCCUGGAGCAGAGACGAAAUGCUCCUGAUCCGAAAGAUAGUGCUGGAAGCCGGCCGGCACCAGAGCCGCUUAUGAGAGAGCGACCAUCACAUGUUGUUCAGAGUGAAACCUUUGUGAAGUUGACAGAAAAGCCUCAGCAGGGAGUGGAAACCUCUGGGCAGCAGAAAGCAUGGGGCCAGUCACUUGAAGGAAAGCAUCGUCAUGAAGACAGGCCGUCGUUUGAGAAUAAACAGCAACCCCGUAAAGGCAGCGAUAGUAGAGAUGCAGGCCGUCGUGAUCGAAGAGACAGAAUAGGUUCAGACGGUCAGUCUAGAAAUGAUUCAGAGCUCAACAAGAAACGAGAUGUAGUGGCUGAUCUGGGUAAAAAGCCAGUGCACAGGAAAGAUUCUGCUGAGAGAAGGAAAUGGGGUGAGCCUCCAAAGGCAGCUCCUGUCGCCAAUGAACAGAAAAAGGAAGAUUUAGGAAACAUUGAUACAGCAUCUGUAGCUUCUGAUAAAAGCAAUGACAAAAGUGUGGACAAAAGUGAUAAAAAAAGUGAUGCUGGGUCAGUGUCGGAUAAGUCUUCGAUUGAUACUUCAGAAAGUAGAAGCAAUGCUAAAGAGUCUAAGGAUCAGGCGGUCGACAAAAGCAAAGACUCAACCAGAAGGAAGGACUCCCAGGACAGACCCGAUAGGUCGAAUCGGCGAGAGAGAACAGAUAAACCCAUCAGAUCGGAGCAUCCAAACAGGAGAGAUAGACCGGAGAGGUUUGACAGAGCUCCACGGGGAAAGAGGGAUUGGAGGGAGGGGCCAGGUGAUAGGAGAGACAGCCGUGGUCGUGGAACCAGAGUGGACUCUGUUCGUAGUAGAGGUCGCUCCACAAGACCCUACGGCUCGACCUACCAAUCAAGAGGGAGAGGUGAGCGGCGCUAUCCAGCAACAUAUGAAGGUCGUAGACAGAUGCCCGAGGAUUUGGAUGACACGGAGAACAUUGAAUUAGAAACCGUAGAUGAGGCUGCCCCUGCUAAAGAUACAGACGAGGCUCCGAAAAGAGAUGAUCAGGAUGGAGAUGAGAAGUCAAGUCUGACUCCAAAUGAAGAGGGGAAACCAAAACAAAGCUACUCUGAAGGCAACUUUGGGAGGAAUAGAGAUCGACAAGGCUUUGUACCAAGGGGUGAACCGUCAAGAAGAGGUCGAGGGCGGGGAGGUACAUAUAGUGGAAGGGGUAGAGGAGGACCACCAAGUAGGAGCAAUAGUGCUGGACAGACCUGGAAACCAGAUCCACGCUCGGCGAGGGACGGCUACAAGGGACGAGACAACAGAGGACGAGAUAAUGAACCGGAAUGGGAAGGAGAGCUCCUCAAGGAUAAAGAACCUAGAAGAGAAGGCAGCAGGAAGGAGGAUGGCGGGAUGGACAGGAGACAGGGGGACCGCUAUGAACGAACUGAGUACAGAGGAGGAAGAUAUCCCAAAACAAGCCGUCCAGAGCCAAGAACGCGCCCAGAGCGCCCGCCAAGGUUCCAGAAUACAAGAGGGAGGGGUCGAGGACGUGGUGGGCGUGAACCAAGAGGUAGAGGUGGAACCACUCGCCCUGCUGCCCCCCGAACAAGCAGCAGCAGUGAAGGUGCUGUCACGUCAACGGCAUUGACCAAACCGGUCCUGAUGAAACAAAACUCAUCUGAUUUGAAUAAUGAGGAGUGGGAGACGGCCUCGGAGAGCAGCGAUUUCAACGAGAAACGAGACAAAUCAGAGGAGAAGAAGGAGAAGCCGCAAGAAGUCUGGACGGAGACUAAGGAAAAUGCUGCCCCAGUCCACCAUAGCAGCAAUAACAGCAUCAAUGGGGGUUCCGCUGCUGCUAAGAAAGGUUUCUCUGGUGGACAAAGACCCACUGGAGAAAGAUUUUACCGAAGUAGUGGACGAACAGAACCAGACGGGCAUGAGGCAACAGUAAAGAGUAAUAAUAACCAUCGUGAUGGAAGUCGUGGCUCGUCGCGUGGUGGUAGCUCUGGAAACCGCGGCGGUGACCGACGAGCCCCGGGGAAUGGUAGCAGCUCUGGCAGUGCUUCGAACGGUCGGAGGACCAGAGGGGGAAUGACAACACAACGGAAGCCCGAUGGUAGAGCUGGACGGGAGGAGAAGGUGUUCAGAAUGGAUGCGAUCCAGCUCAAAGAUCCCACUGCUGUUAAGAAUGUACUGUCAGACAUGUACGGACUUGUGACCAACAAGAAGCCGUCAGCGGCAAUCAUCUCGGGAAAGGUCAACAGCACAAACAACAGCAACAACAGCAGCAGCAGUAACAACAACACCACCACCGGCGGCAGCAACAACAGCAAAGUGAAGACAACAAUAGAGAAAAAACGAGACGCUAUCGGCCAGUAUGAUAUCAACAACUAUGCCAGCGUUGUCGUGGUCGACGAUAAUCCUGAAGUUAUCGUUGAGGAUCCUAACGAGCUGAUGACACCAGAUGAGGGCUUCCAAGAAGUACGAUCUAAGAAGACGCAGAAGGAACGUCUCAAGGCGCAGGAGGCUGAGAGGAAGAAACAGGAGACAAAAGCUCUGUCUGAGGCCAUGAAACAAACCCGCAUCAGUACACCGAGCAAGUCUUCAAGACACUCCAAUCUUCCUCCUCGUCUAUCCAAGCAGCAGGCAAAGGACGCGGCCAAAGGGGUGCCGUCAUCCCCGUCGGUCAGCAGGGCUGUGGGUUCCCUCAAUAAGGCACCGGGUACAAAACCCAUCAGUAAUGACACCAACAUGGGUUUGAUGAUGGGCUCAGCCAAUGUCAUCCCAACCAGGAGUGGAUCUGCUUCAUCAGCACCAUCCCAUCCAGCCCCAGUGGUCAACGCCUGGGAGAAACCUCUCCAGGUCCCUGUACCUCUAGUCAACGCCACCAACCAAGGCGGCCCGACCAGCAUCCCUGUUAGUAUGAUCCCUACGGGUCCAUCGGUCAAAGCCCCCGGAGGCAAGCCGGACUCUGAUCAGCACGACAGCGGCGUGGAGUUGAACAGCGACCACCAUGGGUCUAACCCAUCCUCACAGAGGAACUCACCGAGUGCGGAGAGCAAGGCGGAUCACCGUCUCAUGCAGGAGUACAUGGUGAGUCAGAUGCGUCAACAACAACAACAACAACAACAGCUGAACCAAUCUGCGGACAUUCCAGCCUCCAAUGAGUGGUCCAACUCUCAGCUGGUGCAGAUGAAGCUGGAUCCAUUCUCUUCCUCUCUCCCGGUGGUAGGUCCUGAGAAUGAUCGCAGCGAUAUGGGAGGCUCGGACAUGAGGAUGCAUGAGACGUUUGUCAACUCUGGAGAGAUGCCAAUUGAUAUUACCAACAGUAACAUGGGUUUGGUUAGUGAGCAGACUUCAAGUAAAAUAACAAACACCAGUAGCAGCGGCGCUUCUGUCAGCGGUAUGCCCAAACCCAUAGACCUUCCCAUCAAGGGUGUUAAUCAGUCAUCUCCAGUCACCUCCAUAUCCGAAGACAUCUCCAUCAAACUGCAGUCUGCCAAGCACUUGUGGGACAUGCCCGCACCUGUACCCAUGCCUAACCUGAACGAGAGUGCGCUAUCUCCCCCGAGUAUGGCUUCAGUCAACCCAGCGCCGGCCUCGAGUCAUCAGGCUUUGAGCGAGGGCAGUUUGGAUCCGUCGGUAGUCAGUGACGAGGCUCUUCAAAUUGAGGCGGAGCUCCUAACCGAUGUCCCGCAGAACCAAUUGACAUCACACCGCCCUCUAGUGUCCGAUCCUGCCAUCAUGAUGCCGGCGAUAUCGAGCGGCAGCGAUGCUGAUUUUGCCGAGUUCUCGCACAGCGGCAGUUUAUCUGGUGUGGAUAGUGUUGUGACCACGACGGUGUCCAGUACCUACAGUGAGAUGAGCAGUGAGAGUAUGGACGUGAACCAGACUAGCAGCUCGGCCUCCUCCUAUGCACCUUUCACUUCCUCCUACCCGUCUUUCUCAUCCUACACCUCGAACAGCGUCUCCAAUUCGAUGCAGACGUCCGAGCAAAGAGUCUUACCGCUUGCCGUCGGCAACAUGGGCAACAAGAAUUCCUUCAUGUACGCCGCUAUCCCAAAUCAGGCAAUGGGGACUCAGGCGAUGAAUACGCAGCCGUUGAAUUCCACCACACUGCUCUAUUCGACCAUGGUUGGACUGGACGGGAAAGUCACAACGCCAGACCAGAAUAAAAUGCAGCAGUAUGCAUUCGGUCGACCUGCCGUCCUUAUCGCACCAACACAGACGGUUCAGGUCAGCAGUGCCCAGCCUCAGGGACAAGGAGGUAGCGCCUCGCAGUCCAUGUUCAGUGGUCAAUCGUCCAAUCACAUAUUCUCAGCCUUUCCGAUUGGAGACAAUGCACCACGGCUGAUUCAGCCUCCAGCUGCCUAUGCUCCUGCCCAGUAUGGAGUGUCUGUGAUCCAACCUCCAUCUGCAACACUCCAGUACAAUCUGAAUCAGGCACCAGCUGUAGCACCCUCACCCCCUGCAGCUGCUGCACAGCAGUCCUUUGCACCGCUUAGCUUCUUGCAGGCAGCUAAUCUUACGGGUUCAGGUAUCUCCUCGUCACUCAGUCAGCCCUCGCAAGCUACUAACCAGCCAUACCUGUCUUACGGAACAACGUCGUUUACUCGACCCGACAUGAACUUACAGAAUAACACCAUUAAACCACAGAGUUCAUUCAACGGGUUGUCUACCAUGACCAAGACUGUUGCAAGUCUCCCACAGUUUGGCACAGUGCCGAGUAUCAACAUGCAGCAACAGCCGAUGUACGGACAGCAGCGUGCGACAACUCCUGUCGGUAGUCAAGCUCGUAUUGUCGGCAACACACUGGUGACCCCAAUCAUGCAGUCCAACAUCCACCAAGCUCCUCAACCGACGUCAUUCUUCACAGCCAACAAUUCAGGUCCCUCCCAACCGGCUGCUGUAGGCUCUGCUGGCUCAACCAACUUCUUCAACUCCUUACAAGGGAACCAUGCUGCUGCGGCAGCAGCAGCAGCUGUGCAGCCUCCCCAAGGUGCCCAACACAUGCAAUCUCUAAACACCAUUCAGAUUCAGACAGCUGCAGCUGCAGCUGCAGCAGCUGUACAGCAGCCACCCCAGCCGCAACACCUGCAGCAGCAUCAGCAUCAGCAUCAGCAGCACCAGCAGCCUCACCCCCAGCCGGCACAAAUGCACUAUCCAAGUCAGGCUACCAUGCAAUACUCGCAGUCUCGCCCUGUAAACUUAGGAGGGCCUUAUUCCAGCCAGCCUGGCACGACACGUCACACCACGCACAACGUCUCUAAUGAAGUUGACAGGAAGACCAUGCAUGAUAUGUCUGCACCAUCAACGAAUGAGAUGUCUUACAUGGUUUCGCAGAGGAGCAGCGACAUGCAGCAGCAUGUUGAUGCAAAGCCGUUUAGCCCUAACCGGGCAUCAAGCUCAUCGCAACCACCAGAGCUUCAGCGGUCAAGCUCUCAUUCAGACAUGCCUGCACCAGUAGUUGCCACGAGCAAUCCACAGUUUGGAAGCGGAGGUCAUCCAACCAUCAAGGCGACAUUCCCAAACGCACCUAAUCAUGCAGUGCGGCAACCCUAUGGGCUUCAAAACCAACAGUUCCAGCAACAGCAGCAGCAGACAGCUUUCAUGCCGCGUGCACCAUCAACCACACAGGCACCAGUACGAGGGAUAACACUAAGACCCGGACCCCAACUGCAGCAGUCUUCUCAGAUCCAACCACAGAUCCAACAACAGGGAUUCCAAGCGCAGCCUGUACCUCAUCAGUUGAUUCGCUUCCCUGCUGCAGCUCCUCAAGUCCGAUUCAGACCUCCCAUGCCACAAGCUAACAUCAUGUCUGCAAGAAUGCCCAUAUCCUCUGCUUCAUCUGCUGGACCAACAUCAAGAUCUAUGGACCAUAGCCAGCCAGGUCCAGUGAUGACUCCGAGUAGCAACUUCGCCAGGAAGCCAACUCCAGUAGGGGUCCCAAGUAAGGCUCCCCAAGCUCCUAGUGUCAAGCCAAUCCCCAAGCCAGCUCCCCAAACCCCUGGCGAGUACAAGCCACCAAGCUCGGAAGGUCCUAAGUCCUCCAAGUCCACAGAGAGAGAGGCCUUGCUUGCAUCGACAAAGGCCUUCUUCAGCAACCUGAAGAGUCAGGGCGGUGGGAAACCUGGCGACACGACUUCCUUGGCUAGUAGUGGUGCUACCCAGUCUGAUGGUCCACUCGGCAAAUGUACCUCAAACAAGAACUAAACGGUGCUCCCUGUAAAUCAUUUUUGUGAGAAUGCUUCGUUUGGAAGCUCCAGGAUAGUCUCAUGGUGAAUCUGGGUAGUUCUUUCUCUUCUCCUGGUAUGUAAAGGUAGUGUAAAGUGAAGAUGUAGUGGUCUUGAUAAAGAAGACUCCAGUUCAACGUGUAUGUGAAAGAAAACUGCUGUGAUGAAUUUGAUGAGAUGUAAAAGGUGAGGACUUUUACAAUUUUUUUUAUAUUCUGCAUUUUACCUCAAUUCCUGACUUAUUCAUGCAUUGUACAUAGUAAAGAUGUAAGAACCUCCAACGUUCUUUGCUUGAGAGAGCUAUACAAUGGCAUGAAAUCAGCACAUGCCAUGUCUCUCUUCAGGCUACAAAGCUGCUAAAGUUUAUCUUGUUCACAAAAGUUCUCCUGUGGCCAAUUUAAAUCUGCCUUUUUUUUGCGAUCACAUUUAAUAUGCAUAAAUGUUCCACCUUGCAGUUUGCUUCAGGUUUAACUCCAUGACGUUUGAAUGCUGUCAAUUCAAUUAUUGUUUAAUGCAAAGUUCAAAAACUUGGUGUUUUUUUUCUCGGCCAAGUGCUGCAGAAAACUAUAUGCUCUCACGACAGACGCUUAUUUGUGUGUGAUAAAAAUAUUUUCCUCUUAGCAAAAAGUUAAUCAGUUUUGAGGUAAAUAUACUCGCUGCAAAUUGUUUGUUUUUCGGGGGAAAAAAUGGCUGGUUCGUAGGCGGUGAUCUUAGCUUAAGUAAGGAUUGAAAAUUUAAGUUAUUAAGUUUAAGUCACAAUUGUCAUCUGAUGUUAUAGAAUUUAAAUAAGAUUUUUUUGUAGGGGUAGAUUUGGCAACAGGAUGUUUAGAUUUCCUUUGAUCUUGGUAGUGAUUUUCCAGUUUACCACCAAAGAAGGUGUCAUUCAAGUUUACGAAUAUUAAAAAGUAAACUUUCUUAAUAUGCAAUUUUUUCUGUUAUUAAAGUAAUAGGAUGAAGUAGGAAGUGCAGUUUUUCCUUUUAUUACUCAAUAUUAGAGUAGCAUUAACACAUGUACACAGAUAUUGUUAGAACAAGAGAAUUAGUACACAGAAGCGGAAUUGUAGGUAGGCCUGAUGCUUUGUUUUUGGAAGGGCAUUGAGGCAUUUUCAUCUUGGUUAUGGGCACCUUUAUUAGGAAGUUGUAAAUUUCUAUUGGGGCACCAGCUUAAUCGGUUAAGCAUCAGGCCUGAUAAAGAUUCUCAACUCGACCAGAAACAUUAGUACAAUAUUUCUUACAGAUUUUUGUUUUUUAAACAUUUGCUGAUUUUUUAGGAGGAGGUCUGGAAUUCAAGUAUAUUGGUACGUUUGGAAACAACACUAGGCUGCUGGACUAGUAGGGUAUGGGUUUACUGGUCCAAUGCUAAUACAACUGGACUCUGGCCCGUGGUCCAGUCCGUAUUUCGAACCCUCAAAAUUUUAUUUUGAUGACCAUAGGUUGGCUUAGCCCCAUCCACAGCUGAACUAGUUAUUGAGACCCAUUUAACAAUAAGUUACUAUUGAUUGAUUAAAUAAGAUCUGUAGACGGUGCUGAAAAAAAUGAGAUAUUUUGUUGUGUCUUCGAGUUGUCUUACUUAGUGCUCGGGGUAGAAAUAUAGUGGAAAGAAAAAAUCUACGUAGUCGGAAAGAGUUACCAGGAUAGGGUACUAGGAUAGGGUGCAAAUUGAUUGUGUCCAGAUUUAAGAAUGCGAUGAUUUAGCGUAAAUCGAUAGCCCGUUACAGAGGCAUUAAUAUUCAUGUUUCUUUUUAGACGGUGGCGAUGGACCGUAGAGAGAAUGUAGGUUAUAGUCUCUGUAUAGCAAGCAGCCAUUGUUUUACUAAACAAUAUACUCUAGUUUCGGCAAGGAGAACUUGUCUUGAUUGAUAAGUUGAAAUUUGAUCUCAUUCAAUUGUUGUAUGUGUAAAGACUUUAAAAAUUAGUAUAUCCAACUGGAUCUUUCCAAUAAAAAAAAUGUAAAUAACCAACUUUUUUUGUGAGGUACUUUUACUACCUCCCUGUUCGAGUCUGAAUUGAAAAUUCAUAACUUGUUUUCUUUUUUUUUCAUUCGAUUUGAGGACUUUGCUUGUUCAGUAAUUGACCAAUGUUUAAAGUGUCUGACUCAUUUAGAGGACAGACAGGUGGAUUUGUUGUAAUAUUGCAACGUUUUCAUAGCGACUGCAUGACAAGUAUUAAAAAUGAAAUUUAUAUUGAAUGAUAGAGGGCAGUGUUUUAUAUUCCAAUGAUUGUACAGCUAAACUUGCGUUAUUUCACCUAUCGACUUUGUUGGUCAUUGCUUACUGUUCAGUGUGCUGAAAAUACGUAAACUCUCAUGUAAACUGUUUGACAUGAGACAUUCUGCGUGCAUAUUUAAAAAAAAACGGUGUAAGCUGUACCCAUGUUGGUUCAAUGAGAAAUUUUGUAACAAAGUUUCUUUGUUAAUUGGAAUGAGUCUCUUUUGUUUUGUUAGUUUAUUUUCGAUUCGUAUAUUAUUAACAGUGCAUAAUUUAUAGUAUUUAAAUGUAUACAUAGAAAGGUUCAAUUUAAAUGUAAGACUCAUGUUAGUUUUGGUGUGAUUUCAGAAACAUUUUGGAUGCUUUUUUUUUGUUGUUGGUUUGAACGACCUUUAUUUUCAUUGAUGUAUUUUGGUCUAGGACCAAACUGCAUUGCUGCAUGUAUACAGUUUCUCUCAGCAUUUUGGUCCUUAGAUUAAAAAAAAAACUUUCAGAAUAGUUAACGUUGAAUAAUAAUUUUUUGUUUGUGUUAAUACAAUCAAGAGAUCUAGUAGUAAAUAGUAAAUAAGUAUUAUAGGUCUUUAACGUGUUAAUGCAGCGGAAACAAGAACCUUCAAAUUUGACUGUUUGUAUUAACCAAGACAUCUUGUCACACUUGUUCUCAAUUAUUUUGUAAAAAAAAUUGUCGGAAUUGUUCAGAUUUCUACACUUGUAUAACUAGCAAUUUGUUGUACACAAAGUGUGAUACUGGGUUUGAUGUAGUCACGCUUAAUAAUGCUAAGGCAUUGUGAUGGAUCAAGCCUUUUACUGUGUUUUGUGAACACAGUUCACAAGCUCUAUAUUGAAGGAAUUAACUAGUAGAAUCAAAUAAAACAAUGCUAUGUUGCAAUUUAAUAAAUAUGUACAAAUUUA